Molecule: messenger RNA, 865 nt
Organism: Paraglomus occultum
Lineage: Eukaryota; Fungi; Glomeromycota; Glomeromycetes; Paraglomerales; Paraglomeraceae
Source: the annotation of a GenBank genome assembly
ACGUAUUCAAGAACAAGGGUAUGAAGUUACUGUGUUUGAUCGGGAUCCUAUAUCACAUCGUGAAAAGGAAGUCGAUAUAGCACUUGCACUUAGUGUAGGAGGAAUUAUUGCUAGUAAUGACCCUGGUAUAUUAAUUCUGGUUAGUGGAGAUCGUGAUUAUGCACCCGCGGUAGAAAAGGCCCUGCAAAAGAAUUGGAUAGUUCAGACUUGGUUUUGGACUUCAGGAAUGUCUUGUAAACUUAAGGCGAAGACACAUUUUUAUUCACUUGAUAACUGUUAUCGAUCCUUUGCAUAUGGCCGAGGGCCUGACCCCACUGGGGAAAUGAAAGUUCUCGAAGUUACUGAAGGGAAUAUAAUCAAGAGCUGGGGAGACGAGAAAUUGAUAGAAUUGUUUAACACUUUGAAUUUAUUUGGUUGGUGGAAUUGGUUUGGUUCUAGUUCUGUGCAGAUAUAUUUCGAUAAUCGAGUGAACUUGGAGAUAGUAAAAAAUUAUAUUCAGAAUAACUAUCAAAAGUAUAUUGUCACUACUACUACUACGAUACCCAAAACACUUGAAGUGAUAUUGAUCGCUUUCAAGCCCUUUCCGGCGCAGAUGGAUUUGAUAAACAAUUCAGCGUUAAGCAGCUUCCUAGUUGUCCAAGGAGCACCGGGAGCGAGAAAUCCGCACUUAACGAGCCUACGGAAAGAUUAUUGGGCAAGAACGGAGGCAAAUUCGGGCAUAUGCUCAACCUUCUGUCGGCAAGCAAAUACAGCGAUAAUCCAUUGUUUUGGACAUUGGAAGAGCACACGGGAAGUACCAUCGAAGGACAUUCGCGGAGAGGGACAAAAAAUUAUAGAGCAAUAUCGAAAUUAUGGGCUUUAUUAA